Molecule: messenger RNA, 2799 nt
Organism: Cuscuta campestris
Lineage: Eukaryota; Viridiplantae; Streptophyta; Magnoliopsida; Solanales; Convolvulaceae
Source: the annotation of a GenBank genome assembly
CUCCCAUCAUCCAUGCAUGCAUAAUCUGCACGUUAUUAGCAAUUUGAUUCAUCAAUGUCGAUCUGAUCUUUAACAUACUACAACGUACCGGACAACAAAAGAAUAAAUGUGAUGAAAGCCUGGGAGGCAACGGUGAGGAAGACGCAGGCGGCCGCCAAGAGACGGGCCCACACAAUAUUCGGAACGUACGGAGGCUCCACCGUAGAGGAACUCAACGACGAGGCCGUAGCCGACGUCGACCAAGAUGAGCCGAUCGCUGUCGUCGUGCUUAACUGCGGGCGCGCAAACGGAGAGGUGUACCAUGCCGACAGGUUUCUUCCGAACGGCGAUUACUACACGGGGCAGUGGGCGGACGACGCCCCCCACGGCCACGGUAAGUACUGGUGGACCGACGGGUGUAUGUACGUCGGGGAUUGGUUCCGCGGCAAGCCGAUGGGGAAGGGCACGUUCAGCUGGCCGUCGGGGGCCGCAUACGAAGGCCAUUUCAAGAGUGGGUAUCUGGACGGGGACGGGACGUACACCGGCCCCACCGGAGACACAUUCCGGGGAUCAUGGGUGAUGAACAUGAAACACGGGCUCGGCGUGAAGGAGUACACGAACGGGGACACGUACAACGGGGAAUGGUGCAGGGGGUUGCAGGAAGGGCAGGGGAGGUACACGUGGAAGAACGGGAAUUACUACGUCGGAGAAUGGAAAUCCGGCAAGAUUUCCGGCCGGGGAAACAUGUACUGGACGAACAGUAACAUGUUCGAAGGGAUUUGGGAAGACGGGCUGCCCAAAGGGCACGGGACGUACAGAUGGGCAGACGAUAGUUACUACGAGGGGAAAUGGAGCCGAGAUGAAAACGAACGAACGGGGACGUUGCACCCGCAGAAUCCGGAGAACGAAUGGAACCCCGCGGAAGUUUAUGACGUAGAGUUGAAGGAAUGCAAGGUCUGCCCCAUAGAGAAGGUGUCGGUUUUCCCGUCUCAAAAGCUUGCGGAUUGGAAAUCCGCAAACAUGGCCGCGGCGAAGCACCGGAGAAUGUCGGCUGACGGGAGGCUGGACGCAGCAGUGGAUAAGGAGUUUGCAGGAAUGAGGUUGUCGGACUGUGGGGGGACGACGCCCACCAGCAUCUUCUGCGCUCCAGAUGACACGUUUGUGGGUCUGCAGCAGCACGAGGAUGGUGGGGUGACGGUGAUGAGCAGAGGGGUGAGCCCUCUCAGGAUCAUUCCCAAGAUUGUAAAGAAGCAAGGAGAGACCAUCUGUAAAGGGCACAAAAGCUAUGAGCUGAUGCUGAAUUUGCAGAUGGGUAUCAAGCAUUCUGUUGGGAAGGUAGGAGCUGCUGCGUCAUUGGAUCUGAAAGCAUCAGCGUUUGAUCCCAAGGAGAAGUAUUGGUCAAAGAUUUCACCCGAUGGAUCCAAGAGUUUAUUGCCCUUUCAGUCAUGCGAAUUCAGAUGGAAGGAUUAUUGUCCAAAAGUUUUCAGGGCAUUGCGGUUGCUGUUCAAGGUGGAACCCAACGACUACAUCAACUCCAUAUGCGGAAACGAUGCGCUUCGGGAACUCUCUUCUCCCGGGAAGAGUGGGAGUUUCUUCUACUUGACAAACGACGACCGUUACAUGAUCAAAACCAUGAAGAAGUCUGAAGUCAAAGUGCUAAUAAGGAUGCUAAACGCCUACUACAACCACGUCCACGGCUUUGAGAACACCCUCAUCACCAAAUACUUUGGGUUGCAUUGUUUGAAGCUAAAUGGACCCACCCAAAAGAAGGUGCGGUUUGUCAUCAUGGGGAACCUCUUCUGCACCAACUACACGAUUCACAGACGAUUUGACCUUAAAGGGUCAACGUUUGGGCGGUUGACAGAUAAGCCCGAAUCGGAGAUCGAUUCGACCACGACUCUCAAAGAUCUUGACCUCAACUUCAUAUUCAGGUUGCAACAUCCAUGGUUUCAAGACUUCCAGAGGCAAGUAGACAAGGACUGUGAGUUGCUCGAGCAAGAGAGAAUAAUGGAUUACAGCCUUCUUGUGGGUGUCCAUUUCAAAGAACCAACAAGCAGUGGAGAUUCAACGCCCAUUAUUAAAAACGGUUGCGUUUCACCUCAAGCCGAUGGCGGUGCCUCAGAAGAAAACAAGUCUCACCGUCAUCCACCAGAUGAAGAAGAAGAAGAUGGCAGUGAUGAUAACGCAUCGAGGAGGAGGAAUAAAGGUGUGGCGAAACUGGGGAUAAACAUGCCAGCAAGAGCGGAGAGGACGGAGCGGAAGAGCAGCGAAGGGGAGUCGAUGGUGCAGCAGCUGGUCGGAGAAGGGACGGGGGAGUGCUACGAUGUGGUGCUGUUCUUUAGCAUCAUCGACAUACUGCAGGACUACGACAUCACCAAGAAGCUUGAGCAUGCGUACAAGUCCAUCCAGUGCGACCCUAACUCCAUCUCUGCUGUCGAUCCCAAGGCCUACUCCAGGCGCUUUCGUGAUUAUAUUUUCAAGAGCCUGAAACUUUGCCGAUUCACCUUCCUCUGUGUCGCCAUCGACGAGAGCCGUCUCGCACAGUCGCACUCUGGAGCCUAAGUAGCCGUUUCGCACACGCUCCCACGCUGUCUCGCACAGUCGCCAUCGCCGAGCGCCUGAGUAGCCGACUCCCUCAAUCGAAAUUGAAUCAGGUAUGGCCGUAUGGGUACUCAGCGCGUCUCCCUCGUCUCCUUCUAUCUAAUCCCUAGUCUCCUUCUCUAUUAGGUUUCUUGUUAAAUUAUUCCCAUUAUAUUUGUAGGGUUUAGCCAAAUUGUAUUAUUCUUAGACUUUGUUUCCGAAUAACAUUUGUCAAUUGUU